Molecule: messenger RNA, 1184 nt
Organism: Danio rerio (zebrafish)
Lineage: Eukaryota; Metazoa; Chordata; Actinopteri; Cypriniformes; Danionidae
Source: RefSeq, a predicted model, not a curated record
GAUGCUUACACUGCUCUGUAUUGUCCUGCUCACAUCACAUGUCCUUUCUGCCGACCAAUCGUUGAAGUGCAACGAAAGAACCGAGUAUGCUGAGAAUCAGCAGUGCUGCAAAAAAUGUAAACCAGGACAGUUCAUGGAUGAGAAAUGUGGAACAAGCUCACGAGAUACCCAGUGCAAGCCGUGCGGAAAUGGCUUCUUUACAAAUGAAUAUAAUAUUAAAUAUAAAUAUUGCUCUCCUUGCACAAAAUGCACCAAAGAACAUAUGAGGUAUAAGAGGACCUGUACGACAACAGGUGAUGCUGAGUGUACAUGUGAGGAUGGUUAUAAAUGCAGUAGCAACAAAUGCGAGAAAUGUGAGAAAGUCCUGAAAACUACUCCUCCUACUAAAAUACCACCGGUCACCAAUGUUAUGCCAUUUGACAACCGUCUGACAACUGGUUACAAUUGCCAUGACAGCAAAUGCAGGAUGAGAUUCCAGAAAACUACGACUUCUCCACCGGCCACCAAUGAUAAUGUGUGGAUCUCGGUGAGUCUGUGUUUAGCGUGUGUGUGUCUGUGCUUUCUGUUCCUCUGUCUCCUUCUCACCAGCAGACAUGCACAACCAUGUGGAUGGAUCAUGUCAGCAUCAACCGGUUUCUGGUACUAUACGAAGAGCAACUCUUUAUCCAGUCAGUGCACAGAGGAAGAAAAGGUCCCAAUGCCAGUGCAGGAGAUGUGUGGGAAGACCGAGAAACUGGAGGAUGUCUGAGAGAGGAGAAAGAAGACCACUGGUGCGUCUGAGUAUUGAGUAUUUACUCUAGUACAAACCUGCUGCUGCCAUUUACUCUGCACUGAGGUGGAUCAUCCAGAUUGUUACGAGAGAACAGAAUGACGGUCCAUCCUGAGAAAUGCUGAGACGGAGAGAGAUUUGAGCUCCCACUUCACAUAAAGACAAACACAACUUUUCACAUACAGCUCAUUUUCUUAUAACAAAUGUGUUUUCUUUUCUGUGCACUUGUUUGUAUUUAUAACUGGGGUGUUUGCGCACAAUGUGCCCCUGGACUUUUUUAAGAUCAAGAUUUUUCAUUCAAAUGUACAUUUGAAGAAUUGUUAACCUCUCUGAAUUAUUAGCCCAAUGGUUUGCUUUGUAGACACUCUAACAAAAAUAUUACUUAAGAGGGCUAAUAAUAUUGACCUUAAAAAGU